Alnus glutinosa is the source of this 1992-nucleotide messenger RNA. RefSeq lists its product as uncharacterized. The record is from RefSeq and is a predicted model, not a curated record. The transcript is spliced from 4 exons. Gene Ontology annotation, molecular function: zinc ion binding. The coding region runs from base 1 to 1992 and encodes 663 amino acids. NCBI's taxonomy places the organism in Eukaryota, Viridiplantae, Streptophyta, Magnoliopsida, Fagales, Betulaceae.
AUGGAUGAUUCGCGUAAAUGGUUUCACAUGUCGGAUACAAAUUCACAAGUGAACAAUGGGGUUGAUGAUACAAAUGACCCGGAUGACCAGUCAUAUGAUAGUGAUAACUUUGACAUUUUAGACAGCGGGGGCGAAGAGGGCGAAGGGUCACGUGGACAACCUAGGAGGAGGAGGAGAUACCCGGAAUGGAAGAAAAAGAAAGACAUUAGUGAGAAAGUGGAGUUGGCUAUCAAAACUUUCAUUUCAGAGCAUAAUUGUGGCAGCCAUUAUCAAAACAAGAGAGCAACAAGUAAGUGGGCUGCAGCUCGAUAUCUGGAUCUUAUCCGGGACCAGAGAGACUUGAAGGCAAAAGCGUUGAAGGAAAUGAUACGGAGGGACUACAAUGUGGAGCUAUCAAGGUUAAGUUGCCAUCGUGCCAAGAAGAUGGCAUUAAGUAUUCUUGAUGGAAGAGAUGGUGAGCAGUAUAGGCACACCAGGGAGUAUGCGAGUGCAAUAUUGAAGUGGAAUCCGGGUAGCUCGGCCUUCAUUCAGAGGGAUGGACGAUUCUUCCAACGAAUAUAUGUUUCGUUGGCAACAUGUAAACAAGGCUUCUUGGCAGCAUGUAGACCUAUGAUAUGUGUGGACGCUUGUUUCUUGAAGGGAAAAUGGGGUGGUCAAUUGCAUGCAGCCAUUGCCCGGGACGGUAAUGAUGAUAUUUACCCUAUCGCAUAUGCGGUAUGCGAGACGGAGACCAAAGAUACAUGGACAUGGUUCUUGCGAAAUCUGUUGGAAGAUGUUGGUUAUCUGCAUGAACUACCUCUGUCAUUUAUGUCAGAUCGACAGAAGGGACUCCUCAAUGAUUUGGAGGAUCUAAUGCCUGGUAUCGAGCAUCGAUUUUGUGUCCGGCACUUGCAUGCGAAUUUUAAGGGCAAAGGAUUCAAAGGGAAGGAAUUCAAAGACGCAUUGUGGGGUGCAGCUAGGGCACCGAAUGAAAUUCAGUUCAAGUACUACCUAUCCGUGAUCAGAGGUAUGCAUGGUGAAGCAGGUGAUUACAUUGAUAAAAUUGACCCAAAAUUGUGGUCAAGGCAAGCAUUCCGAACCACCAGCUGUAGUGAUGUUUUGUUAAAUAACAUCGCGGAGAGCUUCAAUGCAUGGAUACUUGAAGCAAGAGACCAACCAAUACUGACUUGUUUUGAGACAAUAAGGCGGCAAAUUAUGAAUCGGUUCAAUCAGAAAAGGGCUGGAGCAGUAACUGCAACAAAUGUUAUUUGCCCUAAGAUUAUGAAAAAAUUGGAGAGAAACAAGUCAGAUGCAAGGAACUAUAUAUGUCAUUGGAGCAACAAACUGCAGUUUGAGGUCGACAGUACCCACGAGGCUCGCAGGGUGGUAGAUCUUGAGCAACGUACAUGUGGUUGUGGGAGGUGGCAGCUAAAUGGAAUUCCAUGCCCACAUGCAAUUGCUGCCAUAUACCUAAAUCAUCAGAAACCCGAGCAAUAUGUCAGUAAAUGGUACCUUAUGGAUACAUUCAGACAGGCCUAUGCUGGUGGGGUUAAUCCUAUGCCUGGACCAGAUGACUGGCCGGCUGACCGUGAUGUGGAUCCCAUAGAUCCACCUGAGCCAAGGAAACAACGUGGGAGGCCUAAAAAACUGAGAAAAAGAGAACCUCAUGAGCAAAAACCAGAUGAGAGCAUUAAAAUAUGUCGCAAAGGAUACGAUGUGCAAUGUGGAAACUAUGGUAAAAAAUGCCACAAUGCUAGAGGUUGCAACGAACCAGAAAAUGCCAAUAGGAAGAAGUAUCCGAAAAAGGUUAAGAAGCCGAAGGCAGAUGUUGGAGGGCCAUCAGGGACAGUGUCACCUCCUAGGACAACUGAAUCUACAAAUACGGUUGGUCAACAACCGGAUGACAUCCCACAAACCGAAAGCCAAUCGAUAAGACGGAGACAAAGGCAAGUCUCUUUGGUAUACCAGAAGAAUUCAAAGGUGUCCCAGUCUGGGGGGGUCACAGCCAGUUGA